CCUUUUGGUGGCCAGAAAACUUUUUUUCUGAAAUCUCCAAAUCCAAAUCCAAAUCUCUGUUGUGAGUGAGAGUACUAAGAGUUGGAGCCUCUCCCAGAUUGGCGCUGGAUGAGUUGGGAGUGAGUUAUUUUUUGUCUUGUUGUCAACUACAACAGGGAGGUGCAUGAGAAUGAUCAUUUGAUAAUUCAAUUUCAACUACAGGUCGUUUUUCGGUGUUUUAAAUUUAAUGAUGCUUGCAUCACUUUAGCUUUAUUCUCGUUGCAUCUUAUCCUCCUUGUUACUUGACCGAAAUUUUCACUUCGCUAUCGCUUUACAUGAUUUGAUGUCUUGAGGAUGUACUCUGUCUUCCUGGCACGUAAUAAGUACUCUAUCAAAGAGACUAUGAUGUGGACGUCGGUUCACGUAGUUGAUUUACUAGAGGUUGCAUGGGUGUGAGAGAACCGAGUGAAUUUGAUGCAUCGAAUAUUAAUAUCAUGAGGGCUAGGGCCCGAGUAACUAGAAUAUGAUCAGUGACUGCGGCACCGCCGAUGAACAUUGACUAAUAAAAGAAGGCACUUUCCUCGCUUUCGCAUGGUGCUACCUGCCCAGAUGUCUCCUAGAUCUAUCACGCGCCAAGCAGUCGCUGUUACAAAUACUUUUCGCCCGAUGACGAAGAUGAAACCGACAGUCUGAACUACGACGCCAGUGCUUUGAGGACCAUCUUGAAAGCUGGCAACGGGAUUAGAGGAUGAAGACGAUCAACAAAACUACGGAGUCGGCUGGAGCUUCGUGGAGUGUCAACUUUUCAUUUGUGGAAGUGCUACUUUCAAUCCGGGUACAACAGGACCAACGACCGCCGUCACUUCUUUUAAGGCUACAACCGCCAAAGCAUCCUCGGCGUGAAUCAUCGACCUCGGCCUCUUUAUCAACGGGAAAAAGGGUCCAGCGGAGAUGCUCGCGAGAAUGCGGCUGCGGGGGCUCUAAUUCUUGGGCAGAGAAUGAAGACUUCCUGUGGCAUUCCGUUAUCAAUGCCGCGCAUCGAUUCAACAAUAUGGAGCGAAAAUUUAUGUGUGCUGGCCCAGUGAAACACACUCUUUCAAAGGAUCUCCAUUUGCGGCACUGGCUAGGAUUGUAUCGCAGAAGGGAGAAAAGUGGAGACGACCGUGUCUGGUUCGGGUUCGAGGCGACUACUACAUCCCCAAGUGCCUCCAAUACAGCUUCUAGUGUAGCCGCAGCCGGCACAACUGGAACUACUGCUGGCUCGGGAGGUGGAUCGUCCAUGUCCAGCAACACUGUGGCUUGCAUGGAUGCUCGUUCGAGAUUGCAAGAUCCAAAAUCUUCAUCGGAGUCCCUUCCUUGGGCUCGGACUCGGUACGAACCGGAUAAUCGGGAGGAUGGCACCAUCGACAUCGAGAAACUCAGUUAUCCGAGAGCUCGAAACUGUCACGACUGUAGCUACGCGAUGCAGAAGCAAGAGGACGCCGAAAUUUUGUGGUACGACACUGAUUGA
This is a messenger RNA of Amoebophrya sp. A25, 1489 nucleotides long. NCBI's taxonomy places the organism in Eukaryota, Dinophyceae, Syndiniales, Amoebophryaceae. The record is from the annotation of a GenBank genome assembly.